AAUACAGUUGACAAUGUCAGUUGGAUCCAGUAACCCAUCAGGAGAACGACGAGAUGAAGGAGGAUCUUCUCAUAGUCAUCCACCUCACACCCGUGACGAAAACUUAAUUGCCCUUACACAAAGCUUGGAACGCGACCGCGAUACUGAUCAUUUUGAUCCUAGUCAAGAUAAAGAAGUCAGAAGAAAGUUACGACAAGAUUAUCGUCGAUUGAUUCAAACUACUGAAGAACACAGAAAGGAUUAUGCCAAUGCCAAUGAUCAUGGACUAGAAGAUACACUCAAUCAAGCCAAUUUUUUAUUCACUUCAGUUAAAAAUACUCAAGAAGCAGCUUUGGAUUCAAAGUUAUUGGUUCUCUCUGCCAACAUUACUACUCAAAGAGCACGCAAUUUACGUCUGGACAAUCAUUUAUUCAAUAUGGAUGAAUUUAUAGCCAAGGUGAAGACUUUUUGUGGAACUGAACGAUCUGCUCAUGAAGAUUGGAAUUGGAAGAAACUAGGUCAAAGAGCUGCUCAAUUUAGCAAAAGAGCUCAAUCAAUGGAUUUGAUUCUUGGACCUCUCUCUGUAGAAAAGAAAAUUCGAAAACCUGUGAAACAAGCACGACUGACGAAAAACAAGGAAGAUUUGGUCCAACCUACUAAACUUCAACAAGAUGAUGUACAACAACAAACAAAUGAAACUUCCGCAAAUGUCAACAGUAUCUAUAAAAUCUUGGAUGAAAGGGGUCCCACCAAUUAUUUUGAAUUCAUCACCAAUCCAGAAUCGUUUUCACAAUCGGUGGAAAAUAUGUUUUAUGUCUCCUUCUUGAUCAGAAAUGCAGUGGCGGAAAUCGAUGAUACCAGUGGUCAACCUAUUUUAAGUACUAGAUCACACCCAACCAUGGAAGAAUUGGUGGCCGGAUUAAGAAAGAAACAAAUCAUCAUGAGUCUGAGUAUGCCCCUUUGGGAGGAAAUCAUUGAAACGUAUGGUAUUCGACAAACAAUUAUCCCAACAAGAGAAAAACAAGCUGAUAUGACAGAAGGCAAAUGGUACUAGUUUAGAUGUCUCUUAUUGUAACAUACUUAAUUUUUAUUAUUGUUAUUGUUAUACUUUCCCUCUAUGUAUAUAUAUCUCUCU
Messenger RNA from Halteromyces radiatus, 1114 nucleotides. Its product is annotated as Nse4 C-terminal-domain-containing protein. Gene Ontology annotation, biological process: DNA repair. The record is from RefSeq and is a predicted model, not a curated record. NCBI's taxonomy places the organism in Eukaryota, Fungi, Mucoromycota, Mucoromycetes, Mucorales, Cunninghamellaceae. The transcript is spliced from 6 exons. Bases 14 to 1033 code for a protein of 339 amino acids. Gene Ontology annotation, cellular component: Smc5-Smc6 complex; nucleus.